Morchella importuna is the source of this 1083-nucleotide messenger RNA. RefSeq lists its product as uncharacterized. The record is from RefSeq and is a predicted model, not a curated record. Bases 1 to 1083 code for a protein of 360 amino acids. The transcript has 2 exons. NCBI's taxonomy places the organism in Eukaryota, Fungi, Ascomycota, Pezizomycetes, Pezizales, Morchellaceae.
AUGCCUCCUAUCCGAUCCAAAAGAAUACCACCCCCCAAAGAAUAUAAAAAGGCCAUCAAUGAAAUUGCUAUCUAUAUAGCUAGCAAACCCUCUCUUCUGCAGAAAAUCAGAGAUAAUAAUAUUGAUUCUCUUGUUUCUUCUAUUAAGAGAGAGUUCUGUAAUGUUGCCGAUGGAGUGAACGAUGGCAUUUUCAAUGAUAUUGCAGCUUUCCUCAACCACCCCAAACAAAUGAAGGAGCCGAAUUGCCAUGCAGAGCUAAGAGAAGCGAUGAAGCAGAGGAAGGAGGAGAAGGAAAGAAUUAAAAGAAUCAAAGCUUUAUUUGUUCAGGAGUGUAACCUCAAGGAGGACGAUGCAAGGAGAGACAAAUAUUUGGAAAAGUUUACGAUUGUGGAAGUAACCCGAUAUCAAACACCCUACCCUCCACCCAGUAAUUGGGUGUAUGAGUCCGAGCAAAUCCAUGACAUUUGGCAUGAUCACCUCCAGCUUGGUAAGCCGAAGGACAAAAGGCUAAAAGUACCACCGAUGCUACUUUUGGAACCACAAUAUCUACAACUAGAUGUUGCCGAAGACCAAAACUACAUUUUUGUCGAUUCCAACACCAAGGAAAUUGUUGGAUUGGUUGCUAGGAAUUGGAUGGCCGAGGGCAAGAAAGAAACUCUAGAUUGGGUCAAUGAGAUUAUUAUCAAGGAAUGUCAGGUCAGGAAAUCAGUCCGACUUGAAGAUACUGGCAAACUUUGUCAAAUGGGAUGUUCAGCUGGUUCCAGAAGCAAAGCCAGUUUCGAUUGGGUUAGAAAUAUCACCUCCAAGAAAAACCGAUUAGAAGACUUUGAACACUUGGGCAGCUAUAUUUUUGCUCUUCUUUGGAACAUGAGUAAGGGUAGAUUGCCGAAGCCGAUUAUUGAGGAUAUAACUGGGUUUUGCAAUUCUACCCUAAUUCCGAGAAUGAAUUAUGCUGCUAAAGACAGGGCUACUUCUCAAAUCUUGGGGAACUAUACUGUGAGGGUGGGAGCCGAUGAUAUUGAGUUUGACUGUGUUCCGAUGGCACCUCCUUCUGGAUUUAUGGCAUAUAAUUAUUCAAGGUAA